Molecule: messenger RNA, 3120 nt
Organism: Manis pentadactyla (Chinese pangolin)
Lineage: Eukaryota; Metazoa; Chordata; Mammalia; Pholidota; Manidae
Gene: RSBN1L
Product: round spermatid basic protein 1 like
Exons: 10
Coding region: 1025-3046 (673 amino acids)
Cellular component (GO): nucleus
Source: RefSeq, a predicted model, not a curated record
CCGCACUUCCAGGCGGCGCCGGCGGGGGCGAUCGGGCCUGGGCCCCGGCGCUGUGGCCUCGGGCUCCCGCCUUCGGGAAGCGGUUGCGGCCGCCGCCGCCGCCGCCGCAGGACCGGCCGGAGUCGGGCCGGAGCUGCGUCUCCCGUAGCGAACCGGUGAGAGCGGGCGGCCGGCCUCGGCGGCGGCGUCCCCGCGGCCUGCCACGCGCCCGCCUUCGGGCCGUCGCGCCGCCGCCGCGAUGGGGGCCGCCCGGGGCCGCUCCAACGUUCCGUCCCGUCCGCCGUGCCGCAGCCGCGCGCCGGGGUUGGAACAUCAUCAAACUCUCCCCCAUUCUACCAGAAGAGGGCAGCAAAGCAAACCAAGAGGAAAUUUACUGGUCAAAUGCAAGAAAUGCACUCAAGAAAAUUCAGAAAGCUAAUAGCCCCAAAGCUUUCUCGGGGUGGCUUCCUUGUUUUAAAGUGUUCAUGAAGGCCUUACUACAAGUGCCUCCCUUUGCAAGAGGCAUGAACAAAUCUUAAGGCAUCAAUAUACCCUCCUGCAGCCUCUGGCUUAUCUGAUAUAAAGUAUUAACCUUGCUGAAUGUUUACCCAUGUGCCAGACACUCUGCUAAUCUCUGACCACAUAUUAGCUUACUUAAUCUUCACAAAAACCUUGCUAGCACUGUUGAACAGAUGACCCUGAGGAGUACAGACUUCAGGUAAACGUCGUGUGGGGCAGAAGUCAGAAGCUGGAAGCUUCCCAACUUGGCCAUCUUUCACUUUACAGUUAAUGUGAUCAGCUGCUGUAGCAGGUCGGAAAUUCUGGCCACAGUGUUUUGCAGCUCCUCCCACGGAAGUGGAGCCUGUUUUCCCACCUCUAGUAUCUGGGCUGGCCCUGUGCCUUGCUUUCACCAACUAAUAAAAUGCUCAGAUGUGUUUUCUGUUUCUAGGCCUUAAUAAGAGGCCAGGCUACUUCAGACUGAGGCCCCACUGGCAUGGGAAGCAGCUGAGGCUAAGCCACAGGCCCAUGAGAGUGAAGGGAGACGAUGUGGAGAGCAAGCCAGCACCGUGCAGAGAGGAGCAUCCAGCUGAGCCCUCCUCAUCUCCAGAACUAUAAAAUCAAAGACAAAAUUAAAGAGAGAGAUAAAGAAAAAGAGAGAGAUAAAAAGAAGCAUAAUGUAAUGAGUGAGAUUAAGAAAGAAAAUGGAGAAGUAAAGAUUUUGCUGAAAAGUGGGAAGGAGAAACCAAAAACAAAUAUAGAAGACUUACAAAUUAAGAAGGUCAAGAAGAAAAAGAAAAAGAAACACAAAGAGAAUGAAAAACGGAAGCGUCCAAAAAUGUACAGCAAAUCUAUUCAAACUAUAUGCUCAGGAUUGUUAUCUGAUGUUGAAGAUCAAGAAGCCAAAGGCAUCCUAAGUGAUAACAUACAGGAUUACAGUGGAAAGAACUUGGAUACCAAGAGCUAUGAUUCCAAAAUUCCAGAGAACAGUGAGUUUCCAUUUGUCUCAUUAAAGGAGCCACGGGUUCAGAAUAACCUCAAAAGGCUGGACACUUUGGAGUUCAAAAAGCUCAUUCAUAUUGAGCACCAGCCCAAUGGAGGUGCAUCAGUUAUCCAUGCCUACAGUAAUGAACUCUCCCACCUGUCUCCCAUGGAGAAGGAGAGAUUUGCAGAAGAAUUUGUGGGUCUGGUGUUCAGUGAAAAUGAAAACGCUGCUGCUUUCUAUGUAAUGGGUAUUGUUCAUGGGGCAGCUACUUAUUUACCUGACUUUCUAGACUACUUUUCAUUUAAUUUUCCCAAUUCGCCUGUGAAAAUGGAGAUAUUGGGAAAGAAGGAUAUAGAGACAACAACUAUGUCCAAUUUUCAUGCUCAGGUAAAAAGAACGUAUUCUCACGGUACUUACAGAGCUGGCCCAAUGCGACAAAUCAGCUUGGUGGGAGCAGUUGAUGAAGAAGUGGGAGAUUACUUCCCUGAGUUCCUUGACAUGUUGGAAGAGUCACCAUUUUUAAAAUGUACACUGCCAUGGGGGACACUAUCUAGUCUAAAAUUAGAAAGUCGAAAAGAUAGUGAUGAUGGUCCCAUCAUGUGGGUACGCCCAGGAGAACAAAUGAUCCCUGUGGCUGAUAUGCCAAAGUCACCUUUCAAAAGGAAAAGAACUACCAAUGAAAUAAAAAACCUGCAAUACCUACCUCGAACUAGUGAGCCCCGUGAGAUGCUCUUUGAAGACAGGACAAGAGCCCAUGCAGAUCAUAUUGGACAAGGUUUUGAACGACAGACGACAGCUGCUGUUGGAGUGUUGAAGGCUGUGCACUGCGGAGAGUGGCCUGACCAACCCCGAAUAACCAAAGAUGUAAUUUGUUUUCAUGCUGAAGAUUUCUUAGAAGUAGUUCAACGAAUGCAGUUAGAUUUACAUGAACCUCCACUGUCCCAGUGUGUCCAAUGGGUGGAUGAUGCAAAACUUAAUCAGCUGAGGAGGGAAGGCAUUCGCUAUGCCAGGAUUCAGCUGUAUGAUAAUGACAUUUAUUUUAUUCCAAGGAAUGUUGUUCAUCAGUUCAAGACAGUUUCCGCUGUAUGUAGUUUAGCAUGGCAUGUUCGGCUGAAGUUAUAUCACUCAGAGGAGGACACUGCUCAGAAUAUAGCUGCUCAUGAAACAGGCACAUCACCAGAUUCCAUGUCAUCUGUUCUUGGACCUCAUACUGGCAGUAUGGUUUGUGCUGUUAGCAAAACCUCCUUGGAUUCUAUUUUUUCAGACAAACUUCAUUCUAAAUAUGAAUUACAGCAGAUUAAACACGAACCUGUUCCAUCUGUAAGAAUCAAGGAAGAACCUGUGAAUGUUUAUAUUCCUGAAAAGACUAGAGCACCAAAUAUGGAUGGCCAGAAUGUUAAAGCAAAAUUGGAUCAUGUUCAAUUUACAGAAUUUAAGAUUAACCUGGACUCUAAAUUUGAAAAUAGCAACAAAGAUUUAAAGGAAGAAUUAUGUUCUGGAAGUCUCAUAAGUCUAGUUGAUACAAGGCAACAUAGUUCAGCGCAUUCAAAUCAAGAUAGAAAAGAUGAUGAUAUUUUGUGCUAAAUUUGUACAUACCAUCUAAAAUUCUUUUUUUAAAAACCUAAUAAUGUAAUAAAGGUUCAUAAUUCUGAAAGCAA